GAGCUGUCGUUUCAUAGUUGAUAUUUCGGAAAGAGUUUUUGCAUCAACAAGCAAUGAACAUGCCAACACAAAAACUCAACAUGACAAUCAAGAGCGAUGCCAACAGAUAGUUGAAGUAGAUAUGGUUGAAGCUCAACCAUUAAAUGAAGAGGUGCAUCAAACAUUUGAUUCUAUUCAAGUAGAAGGACAAAGCAUUAUAGAGAUUGACAACGAACAAGCUUUGGGUAUUCAAGUCUUAGAGAGUGCACCGGUAAUCGAAGUAGUUGCUGACAAAACCUGCACUCAAAUAACUAAACGAAGAUCAAAUUUGAAACAAAAAGAAUCCCCAACUACGAUAUUAAGAGAAAAUGCUUCUUUGGAUCAAAUAAAAGUCGGAUCAGUAUUUGACAAGAAGAAGAGCAUAAUUAAUUGUUUUUCUAAUGUAGCAAUCAAAGGACAUUUUGAAUUCAAAGUUGUUAGAUCAAGCUCAACAAGAUAUUCGUUGACAUGCAAUGAUGAUAGGUGUCGUUGGUGUAUGCGUGCUUUCAGAAUUAAAGACUCAACAUUAUUCAAGAUAGUAAAGCUUGAGAAAAAGCAUGACUGCUCUGUUAACACUAGGAAAGCAGAUCAAAGGCAUGCUACUUCAAAGUUGAUUAGUGGUUACAUUAUCGAUAAUCUUCGGGACCCAAGAUUUGAAGUUACACCAGCUUUUGUCAUGGCAGAGAUGCAAAAAUUGCAUGGACUAGACAUUGGAUAUCACAAGGCGUGGCGUGCUAUUCAACAUGCUUCCGCUUUAAUAAGAGGAAGUCCCGAAGAAAAUUAUGAAUUAUUGUGUUCAUACUUGUAUAUGAUGACAAGUAAGAACCCGGGAACUUAUACUAACAUAAAGAUAGACGACAACACCAGGUUUCUUUAUAUGUUUUACGCAUAUGGAUCAUCGAUAGCUGGAAGCCGACAUGGAAAAAAGAUUUUGUCAACCUCAGUCCAUGCAAUUCCACAUCUACGGCUGUCCCCCCACACAUAUGGUGUCAGAAAUAACUGA
Nicotiana tabacum (common tobacco) is the source of this 1021-nucleotide messenger RNA. The record is from RefSeq and is a predicted model, not a curated record. Lineage: Eukaryota; Viridiplantae; Streptophyta; Magnoliopsida; Solanales; Solanaceae.